Molecule: messenger RNA, 1385 nt
Organism: Punica granatum (pomegranate)
Lineage: Eukaryota; Viridiplantae; Streptophyta; Magnoliopsida; Myrtales; Lythraceae
Source: RefSeq, a predicted model, not a curated record
GGCACGAGAGGCAGAAGAAGGGGGAGCCGCUGGUCGAAUUGGCAUUGCUAUCGGAGACUAAUCUCUCUCUCGAAACCUUCGAUUCGGCUAAGCCAUGGGCGUCGUCGAAAACCUCAACUCCGACCAGCUCAACUUCUUCAACUCUCAGGGUUACCUCGUAAUCGAAUCAUUCGCGGGUCGCGAAGAGAUUGACGCGAUGAUGAGGAGGAUGGAUCAGUUGCUCGAUGGCUUCGACUGCUCCACCGCCUCAAUUUUCUCCACCAAGAACCAGAAGCAGCACACUGAUAACUAUUUCUACGAUAGCGCCGAGAACAUUUCAUUCUUCUUUGAGGAGAAAGCAUUUGGGGAGGAUGGUAAUUUGAAGCAACCGAAGCAGCUGUCCAUUAACAAAGUUGGCCAUGCUCUACAUGAACAUGACCCUGUGUUCAAAACAUUCUCAUGCUCGGAGAAAUUUUGUGGCUUGCUCCUGUCACUAGGCUACAAGAAGCCAGUGAUCAUUCAGUCAAUGUACAUUUUCAAGCAACCGGGCAUUGGAGGAGAAGUUGUCUCUCACCAGGAUAAUUCUUUUCUAUAUACGGAUCCACCUACUUGCACGGGACUGUGGUUGGCUCUGGAAGAUGCAACCAUAACCAACGGCUGCAUCUGGGCGAUUCCUGGAUCGCAUAAAAAUGGUCUUGUCAGAAGAUUCAUCAGAGGUGAAGAGGGGGUUUCCUUUGAUCGGCCUUCUCCAGAUUAUGACAAAAAAGACUUUGUCCCUAUUGAGGUUAAAGCUGGAUCCUUUGUUGUCAUCCAUGGUGACCUCAUCCAUCAAAGUUUCGAGAAUCAGUCUCCAAAAUCAAGGCAUGCUUACAGUUUGCAUGUCGUGGAUACUGAUGGCUGUAAAUGGGCAGAAGAUAACUGGAUCAAAAGAAAAGUGGAGCCUGAGCCUCUUUAUGCUUCUUGAUCUGCUGCAGCUGAGCUUUUCUCAGUGGGACGGUGACUCAGCUGCGUGAUGAGAUGAAACCUCGUACAGGGUGGAUGCAUGUCAUGGUAAUGCAUCCAAUGUAAGGACACACUGGGGACUCAGUGGAUAUACUUCUCUGAGAGGGAAGAAGAAUAAGAAGAGACAGAGAUCUAUAACGGUCAGGUCGUUGACAUGGCGCCUUUUUUCAGUCGCCCACCCUCCGUUUGGGCAAAUGAGUGUCACAUGAGCCUUUUAUCCUUAGUUAUAUAAAGUCUCUUCAUUUGAGAACAUCAAUUAGGUUGAGAUCGGUAAGUAAAUGAAUUUAGGUAUUGUCAUAAAUAUUGUUAUUUUUGGCAAUAUUGCUGGUUCCUGUCACAUUUUUGUGAGAUAUAAUCACUUAAUAAUUUGAAAACUUUCCACUGGCGAUCUGACCUAGUUCUCA